CGAACCCGUGUCCCCUGCACUGGCAGGCAGAUUCUCAACCAUUGCGCCACCAGGGAAGCCCCUGAACUCUUUAUUCCACAACCUAUAUGUCUUUAUGCAGUACCACAUAGUCUUGAUUACUGUAGCUUGUAAGUUUUGAAUUCAGGAAGUAUGAGUCUUCCCAACUUUGUUCUUCUUUUUUCAAGGUUGUUUCGGUUAUUCUCUGUCCCUUGCAUUUCCAUAUGAAUUUUAGGAUCAGCUGGUCAGUUUCUGCAAAAAAGAAGCUGGGAUUUGACAGGGAUUGUGUAGAUCAAUUUGGGGAAUCAGGCCUUCUUCACAGUAUUAAUUUUUCUAUAAUAUUAGUUUAUGUUUAGCCAUCUGAAGAAAAGUGGUCUUUUUAAGGUUUAUGUGGUAUGAUAGAGUACAUAUGCAACAUUAAUGUUCUUAUUUCACAAUACUAUGAUUGUUUAUUAUGGGCUGGUAGGAGCUGAAUAUGUAAGGGAGAGUUGAACACCAACAUUUGAAAUGCUGAGGGUAUUUUAAACUAUAAAUUGUAACAAAUUCAUAAUGAUGAGGUACUCCUCAGUAAAUAAAUUUUAAAAUGCCAAAUUGUGUUAAGCAUAUUAAAAUGUAUUUAAAUAUAAUGUAAUUACUCUGGAAAUCAAGCCCUGUUCUCUUCAUCAGUACUAUUUUUCAGCAAUACUGAAUACUAGUAUUUUUUCAGUCUUUAUUAAGCCAGCUCUUUUUUAAAUGUAACUAGAUGUUCCAAAUAACAUCCAACCUGAAGAUUUUUUUAAAUUCUCAACAUAAAAUUUCUUACGUUGACAGUAUUACACUCACACAUAAUUAUAUGGGUAGGAAAACAGCUAAAAUGCCGGAGUGAGUUAAUGACAUUUUCUGUAACACUGAAAUGCCAGUCUUUUCAGUGCAGUAAAAUUAAGGGUUUAAACCCCUUUUUAACAUUGUACUGGAAUUUUGGUUUAAUUUGUUGAAGCUUGGUGAUCUUUCUUAGUAACAAACGGACAUUUUGACCUAUUCCGUUUUCUUCUUUGUUGGGGGGCUGUUUUUCUUUAUAUAUAAGUUUUUACUUUUCCUGUUCUGGGAUCCUCUUUCUGUGAGUGUUUGCUGAAGUUUUACCAUUACCACUUUUCCUUAGCUAUAGCCAUAGGCAAGUGAGUUGCAAAUUCAGACUGUGAUACCUAGAACUAGCUGGAUAUUUAUUAAUGAAGCGUCUUCAAGGCACAGAAAAUAGAUACUCCUACUCUUAGGGGACAGGAAGUGUUGGGGCAGUUAAGGGACAAGGCAGAAAUGGCCUCACCAGCCUGUAGGACCUAAAGAUGAAACCUAAGAAAAGAUUAGAAAAAGCUUGUUGAUGAUGUAUUAGCAAAUAGAAAAGCAGACUUGGAGGUCUUUGCUUCUGUUAGGGCUUUUUUGGAUUAGGAGAUCUAAAGUUGAAGAGUAAUAAAAUAGCUAUGGCUAGUUCUUAAAUAAAAAUGUAUACACAAAGUGUAUGCAGAAAAUUAACUACUAAAAGAAUAAAGACCAGAAUGAUUUAUUUGAAACUGAUUUUGAUGUAGCCAUUUUCAGUGACUUAGAAAUCACCCAACCUUUUUGUUAAUGCAAACUGACCUUGCCUCCAACUAUCAGGGUUGAAGCCAGCAAUGGAGAGUGAAGAAUGUCAGCAGUGAGGGCAUCAUGAGCAGAAGGGGAGACAGCGGCCAGGAAUGGGCAGGAGGAGAAAGAUGGAGAAGGAAGGGAGUCAGAUCAAGAGGUAGGAAUGGAAACAUACAAAGGAAUAGAAUAAGAGAAGAAUGUAAAAACAACUGGAGAGAGAAGGGAAGAGAGGAGUACAAGUGUAAUCAUUGAAGUAAAGUCAAGUGUCAUCAUUUCAGUGUUUGAAUCUGCUUAUUAGGACUACAAUGAACCCUUUAAAGAAUUGAGUUUAACCGUGGAAGAAAGAAGGUGAGCAAGAAAGAAGGGAAUUUUGAUGAGCAUGUUAAAUCACUUUUUAAAUUUAAGAUCAACCCUAAAAAUACACAACUGUUGUUUCAUUUUGCAGCAUAGUGAUAAUAAUAUUUGAGUCAUAUUACUAUGGGGCACUAUUCUAAGUGCUUUACAUAUAUUGAUUCAUUUAAUUCUUACCACAACUUUAUAAGCAGAUACUAUUUCUCCCAUUUUACAGAUGCGGAAACUGAGCCACAAAGAGAAUAAGUAAUUUGCCUAGGCUAGUCAGAUAACAGAGCCAGGAUUCCACUGAGGCAGUCUGACUACUGUGCUACAACUGGCUUCAUCACCUCUACCUCCCCCUCUCCAUCAUUUGUAUGGUAUAUUUCUGUAGAAGUUUGUUUUGUUUUGAGAAUGUAAUACGCCCUUGAAAUAGUUGUACAUCUGUUAGAGUGACAAACUGUGGACACUAUUUAAAGAUCAGUUUUUCUUCCCUUUAGUUACAGUAACUUGAGAAAGUUUAUUAAACUCAGUACCAGAACACAAAAGAUGAAGAGUACAUGGUCCCUGUCCCCAGUGAACUGAAUCUCAGUUUGUAAUUGGUCAUUUGAACCAACCAAAUGUCUACUCCAAUAUUGGUGUGAAUUCUUUUACUUUGAACCAAGGUUGCUAAUGAAUGUUUGUUGCCUUCAAAAGUAUGCUCACCUUUAAAAGCCACCGACCAACUAGAAGUAUUGUCGUUACGUAAAGGUUUUUGAGUUAUUUUUGUUUUAAUAAGCCACACAACAAAGUCAGCUUUUCAUACAAAAAACAGUGGUACCUAGUUUGAUUACCUUCCUUAGUCAUCCUUAAAAUUAAAGCCUCGCAUGGAUAUUCACAAAGUAUCUAAAAAGGUGUUUUGUUUUGUUUUGUUUUUACAGCCCUGAUGGAGUAAGAUGUUUGCAGGCAGUAGAGGAGGAAAUGUGAAUGGAGGUAGUGGAUUUCACCAGGAACUUUGGAAGAGUGUUGGGUAUUAGUUGCACUGGAGGAGGAUGAGAAUUGAGCCCUAUUUAGAGGGAGAACAGAAAGACUUCUGUGAGGAGUGUGGGUAAAUAAACCAGGAACCUAUCCUGAAGAUCAUUGCUUAGCUCCUUGAAUACUUAAUUUUUAAAACUUUUUUGUAGAAUUUUAGAAUCAUUCACUAGCAUGCAUAUUUUGUGUCCAUUGAGACUGUCUUCUAAGGAGAAGAGCUAUGUGGUUUGAAAGUGCUUCUUGAUAUUGAGGUUUACAAAAAGUCUGAAGAGGAUGGAGCUGUGACUGGGAGUCCUAAGAGAUUUUACCAAGAAAAACUCAUUGGAGACUUUUAGAAGUGCCCUUUAGGCAAGUAAGAGAAAUUCUGGUGUUAGGAAGACAGUUUAAAUAUUAAUAUUAAGUUCAGUCUAAUUUGACUUUUCACUUGAGCCUGUAUUGCUUCACUGUUUGACAAAGAGUUCUAGCAUUUGAAGGUUGACUUAGCCAUUUCCCUCUUAGACAUGAACGAGAUAAUAAAUGAGAGAUUGUGGGAAACUAAGAGUAUCUUCAUUUUAUUGAGUGUCUCUUGCAUUUCUUACCUUGGCAUUGGCUCUUAGAUUUUUUGUUGUGACAUUUGGAAUACUCUGAACUUAAUAUUGGUGCCUUUAUAUUAAUAUAUGGAUUAUCCACAUGUCAUUCAUUCAGCAAGUAUUUUGAACAGCAGCUGCACAAUGCUAGGUAAUGGGAACACGAAUGAAUAAUUUAGUCUCUGUGUUCAAGCUGCUUCUAGACUGGUAGGGCAGACAAAAUUAAUAAACCCCAAGUUAGAGUACAGUGUAAGUACAAUGACAGAGGAAUACACCGUUUCCUAUUGAAUAAAGAAGAGCAAUUUGCUCUGACUCGGGAAUUUUACCUUGGGGGGGGUGUGAUCUUUUGAGGCAAGCUGUUAAAUAGAAAAGGAAUUAAUCAAACAGACUAGGUAGCAGUGGUAAGAAAUUUUCAGUAUGUAGACAGAAUGACAGAACAGAUAGAAGAUAAUUGUCCACUCUCAGUUAUCUUACACUUUCUCCAUCUUAGGGACCCCCCCUGCCCUGGAUGACUGCCAUAUAACUGGUAUUUCAAGGAUAUUGACUAAUUUUGGUAUUGCUUGAUUAAAUCUGUUGUAAAGAAUAACAGUUUAGUCUAUAUCUAUGAAAACUAAGAAUAAGUUGCUUUUCUGAGCAUUCUCAAUUUUUUAAACCAUUUCCUGUUGUAAUUUUAAUUUUAAGAGACUGAAAUAAAUUGAAAGUCCAAGAUGGAAUUAUUCAGUCUGUUUAAGGUAACAUUAUAUCUGAUUGUUUGUAGCGAAACUCACUUAAUUUUAGGUAUGUUUUAAAGAUUUAUACAUAGGAAGAGAACUUCGUGAAGUCAUUUUUACUCUGUUUACUCAUCUGCAAAUGCAGUUGGACUAGAGAAGGCCCCUUUCAGAUCCAAAAUCCAGUGAUUAAAUUUUAUAUCUCAAGAAUGAUACUUAUAAGUUGUUUUAAAAGCUAUCAGAAGAAAGGGUCCACCUCCCCUGUACCAAAUUUUCUCCUUAUGUUAACUACCCAAAUCAUGUAGCUUGAUUUAUGCCCCCCUCUCUCUCCUCCCCUCCUUCUUUUGGCAUUGUUUCUGUAUAGUGAUUGAUAACCCCUCAGAUGCAGUUAGACUCAGAUAUUCAUCUCUUGAAAAAUAAUGUACCUGAAUCUUGAUGUUUAGAAAUUAUCUUUUCAUGACAUAUUUUUUGUAUGUAUUCCUAGAAUGUUAUUUGAAUUUAAAUUAUGCCAGUUUUCUGAGUCAGCAAUUAUUUGGUUUACUACUAAGUUUUUGGAUAAAUAUUUGCUCAGAAUUGUUGUUCUCUUAGUCAAUAUCUCUAUAGUGCAAUGUUCUUAUAUUUCUAUCCCAAGAACAUAACUUACUAAAGCUAAAAAAACAAAAGUUACUUUUUUCAUCUCCAGUUAGAAAGGUUUCUACUCUAUUGGUUUGUCUUACAUGUUUAUAUUUCCUGGUUUUUUAGCUACUUUUAAUAUUGCUGUAUUGAAGUAACAGAGAUAUUAAGUAGCAGUUUCAUGUUCAGAAUCCUCUUAUUUUGCCUUGUAGAUUCUUGUUCUUUUUCUCUCUUGAGCAAGAUUGUAUAGCUCUUAGCCACAAAAUGAAGCAUUGAUUAAAAGAAUCCUAAUAAUAUCACCUACUGCAUUAUUUUUGGCUGCAAAAGUAGAAGAACAGGCUCGAAAACUUGAACAUGUUAUCAAAGUAGCACAUGCUUGUCUUCAUCCCCUAGAGCCACUGCUGGAUACUAAGUGUGAUGGGUUUGAGGGAUUGUUUUAUUUUGUCUUUUCUGAAGAGAGGAAUUUAAUUCUAAAAAAUAACGCACUGACCUACUGUGACAGUCAAGGAAUUACCACAUGAAAUAUCCUAGAGCUUACCUUCAGCAGACUCAAGAACUGGUUUUACUUGAAACCAUAAUGCUACAAACCCUAGGUUUUGAGAUCACCAUUGAACACCCACACACAGAUGUGGUGAAAUGUACCCAGUUAGUAAGAGCAAGCAAGGAUUUGGCACAGACAUCCUAUUUCAUGGCUACCAACAGUCUGCAUCUUACAACCUUCUGUCUUCAGUAUAAACCAACAGUGAUAGCAUGUGUAUGCAUUCAUUUGGCUUGCAAAUGGUCCAAUUGGGAGAUUCCCGUGUCAACUGAUGGAAAACAUUGGUGGGAAUAUGUGGAUCCUACAGUUACUCUGGAAUUACUAGAUGAGCUAACACAUGAGUUUCUACAAAUAUUGGAGAAAACGCCUAGUAGGUUGAAGAGGAUUCGAAACUGGAGGGCUAAUCAGGCGGCUAAGAAACCAAAAGUAGAUGGACAAGUAUCAGAAACACCACUUCUUGGUUCAUCUUUGGUCCAGAAUUCCAUUUUAGUAGAUAGUGUUACUGGUGUGCCUACCAACCCAAGUUUUCAGAAACCAUCCACAUCAACAUUCCCUGCACCAGUACCUCUAAAUUCAGGAAAUAUUUCUGUUCAAGACAGCCAUGCGUCUGAUAAUUUGUCAGUGCUAGCAACAGGAAUGCCAAGUACCUCAUACGGUUUGUCAUCACACCAAGAAUGGCCUCAGCAUCAAGAGUCGGCAAGGACAGAACAGAUGUAUUCACAGAAACAGGAGACAUCUUUGUCUGGUAGCCAAUACAGCAUCAACUUCCAGCAGGGACCUUCUGUAUCACUGCAUUCAGGAUUACAUCACAGACCUGACAAAAUUUCUGACCAUUCUUCUAUUAAGCAAGAUUAUACUCAUAAAGCAGGAAGCAGUAAACACCAUGGGCCAAUUUCUGCUACUCCUGGAGUAAUUCCUCAGAAAAUGUCUUUAGAUAAAUAUAGAGAAAAACGUAAGCUAGAAACCCUUGAUCUGGAUGCAAGGGAUCAUUAUAUAGCUGCCCAGGUAGAACAGCAACACAAACAUGUACAGUCCCAGGCAGCCAGCAGCAGUUCUGUAACCUCUCCCAUUAAAAUGAAAAUUCCCAUUGCAAAUGCUGAAAAACCUGACAAAUAUAUGGCAGAUAAGAAGGAAAAGAGUGGAUCGCUGAAAUUACGGAUUCCAAUACCACCCACUGAUAAAAGUGUCAGUAAAGAAGAACUGAAAAUGAAGAUAAAAGUUUCUUCCUCAGAAAGACACAGCUCUUCUGAUGAAGGCAGUGGGAAGAGCAAGCAUUCAAGCCCGCAUGUUAGCAGGGACCACAAGGAGAAGCACAAGGAGCACCCUGCCAGCCGCCACCACCCCGGCGGUCACAAGUACGCCCACUCGCACAGUGGCAGCGGCAGUGGUGGCAGCAAGCACAGUGCUGAGGGGGUACCACCCCCUGUGCUGAGGAGUCCUGUUGGCCUGAGCAGUGAUGGCAUUUCCUCUAGUUCCAGCUCUUCAAGGAAGAAGCUGCAUAUCAGUGAUGCCUCUCACAACCAUCACUCCAAAAUGAGCAAAAGUUCCAAAAGUUCAGGUAGUUCAUCUAGUUCUUCCUCCUCUGUUAAGCAGUAUGUAUCCUCUCACAACUCUGUUUUUAACCAUCCCUUACCCCCUCCUCCCCCUGUCACAUACCAGGUGGGCUACGGACAUCUCAGCACCCUCGUGAAACUGGACAAGAAGCCAGUGGAGACCAACGGUCCUGAGGUCAAUCACGAGUUCAGUGCACACAGCCAGCAUAUGGACUACAAAGACACAUUCGACAUGCUGGACUCGCUGCUAAGUGCCCAAGGAAUGAACAUGUGAUCACUUGUUUAGGUCCACUUUUCCUUUCCUUUUUUAAUUUAAAAAUUGUUAGAAUGGAAAACUUCCUCCUGAUCUAGCAGUGGUAACACCUGCUGUUACUGCCACUGCUUCAAUAUUUGUAAGUGCUGCUUUAUUCUUCAUUCUGAAAAGAAGAGAUUAUAGUAAACAAGUCUUUAUCUCCACAUAUGAUAGUGUUAUAAAUACUGUAAAAGCAUGGAAGGUGCAAAACUCAGUAUUUCUACAAUUGCAGCUAAGAACAUUAGGGUGAAUGGCUGGCUGCUUCUAGGAAUAUAAGAUGCCUCAAGCAUUUGUUUAUUUAUAAUUUGAAUACUGUAGCUAUUUUUUGUUGUUGCUUGGCUUUUGAAUGAGUGUAAAUUGUUUUCUUUUGUGUAUUUAUACUCGUAUGUAUGAUUUGCAUGUUUCAAUGAUAAAGGGAUAAAACAGUAUACUGACAACUGUUUACAAGAAAGUGGAGAAAAAUGUACAUACAUUUUUGUAUGUUUAGAUAUUACCAUAAAUACUCAGGAUUGGAGCUGCUUGUAAGUAUAACAAUAUACAGAAUAACUUUAUUUUAUCUUGUCAGAGUCCAUCACUAAUCUAAAACAAAGGUGGCACUUUUUCAUGUUAACCUUAAACUCUAGGCCUUACUGGAAGCCACUGAAGGGGGACACUUCACUACCAGAUGGGUAUGCAGUGCCACAGAUGGUCAUUUACACUGUGAGGCACUGAUUCUGCCUUCAGAGGUUCUGACCAGAUUGGCUGCUGAAAUAGCCCCUAAUUUUCUGAAGGCUUGAAGAGGAAAAAAUAAAGUUUACAUACUCUUGAUGUGAAGUGCAUUUAAGUGUUUGUUGGCUUGUUGCAGUACUAUAAACACAGAGCUGUUAAUAAUGGUUAUGUAGAUGACUGUGAUUUGAAAACUAAAUUCACAAAAACUUACAUUAGUGAAGAAUUAGUAAGUCUUUUUCUUAAAUAGAGAACUUGAACACUACGUAUCUGAACAGUAAACAGGAAUCGCUUGUCCUUCAGCGUUCAGAAGGACACCGUGUUCUGAAACAUACUUCUCCCCUGAAGCGCGUUUGUGUGUGAUGCCGUGUUUCUUUUUCAGGUAAAUGCAGUCUUCCGUAUAAAAAUAAAAUUAAACUUAUUGCUCUUCAGUUCUUUUAUAUUCUAACAAUAAAUAAAACAAAAAGAUCAUUGACUGUGCAUUGUACCUGUAUUUAUAGCUUAUGGUUGUUAACAGGAAGCUCACUGAGAAAAAAAAAAAAGGUAAGCCUCCAGGUAAACAGCUAGUGGAGGUUUUACAUUUGUUUGCACAUCUCAGUAUAUUCCUGUUGAAGUCAAGUUUGCACAGUCUUCUGACUUCGGAACAAAUGAUAGACUUUAACUUGUUUAAAAUUUGUCUUAAAUGCCGGUAACAUGGCUCUGGUUUAUCAGCUAAUCUUCAAUUCUGUGGUAAAUCUUUGGGCUGUUGAGUAUCUUUGAGAUAGGUUGAAUUCAACUUCUGUUGAAUUGAAAACUGUCUUAAUUUUUCCUCUAUGUAUAUGAAUUAUUUUUGUUACAAAGCCACUGAUAUGUGCACAAUUGUAAUUUUACUCAAGUAUGUUGCAGUUGUAAAUAUUAGAGAGUUUAAUCUCGUGCUCUACUCUUAUUUAGCAAUUACCUGAUCUGCCAGUAGCUUUAUAAUUUUUUUUUUAAGAUAAUUGUUCAUUAUUUGGUCAAUGUUAUUUGAACUUAGGAUACUAGGAUCCUCUUUCUAGGGACUUUGCCUAGCUAGCAUGUCCUGACUUUGUUCUUGUCUGGCAUAACUUUAGUAAUCUUUGUCAUCACAUGUAACUUUGUUACUCUGUAUGGCAUAUUAUUGUAUCCAUAAACAUGGUAAUUUUGAUACAGUUAUACUUUUACAGUGGUACAUAAUCCAAGGACUAGUAUAGAAUUAAGAUGAGUGCAAGAUGAGGGAGGGAAGGGUUUUGUUCUUGGUAAUUUAGAUGUGAAACCUCUAAGGAGCUAUCAUGUGAAACGAUGUAGGGUGGUUGUGCUACUGUAUAAUUGGGUUGAUAAUACCAGGAAUUUUAAUAAGAUUUUGUAAAGAAUAUGCAGAAAAGUAGUGAACUUAUUUUCAGUAUGACAUAGAAAACAAUGUGAAUAUUUAAGGUCUGUGACUAUACUUCACUAAGAAUUUGCAGAAUUGUUUUGAGAUGUGAGAAUAAAGGUAAUUUUGUUGAAUCUUUAUUGGUGCUAAUGAUGGACAGUUAAAAAGGUAGCUAGUGUAUAUUGUUAUGGGUCAGUACUUAUUAGUACUUCCAAAAUUGAAUUUGAAAUGCUAUGUAUUCACUUUUCACUCUGUAAAUGUAAUUCUUUACAAUGACUUUAUUUAUUAAAGGGCAGCCAGUUGUAAUUUUUA
This is a messenger RNA of Balaenoptera musculus (blue whale), 9585 nucleotides long. RefSeq names its product cyclin T2 (gene CCNT2). Bases 5337 to 7184 code for a protein of 615 amino acids. The transcript is spliced from 9 exons. Gene Ontology annotation, biological process: positive regulation of DNA-templated transcription, elongation; regulation of transcription by RNA polymerase II. Gene Ontology annotation, molecular function: cyclin-dependent protein serine/threonine kinase activator activity. Lineage: Eukaryota; Metazoa; Chordata; Mammalia; Artiodactyla; Balaenopteridae. Gene Ontology annotation, cellular component: nucleus; cyclin/CDK positive transcription elongation factor complex. The record is from RefSeq and is a predicted model, not a curated record.